Messenger RNA from Culex pipiens pallens (northern house mosquito), 3265 nucleotides. RefSeq names its product homeobox protein unc-42. The record is from RefSeq and is a predicted model, not a curated record. Gene Ontology annotation, molecular function: RNA polymerase II transcription regulatory region sequence-specific DNA binding; DNA-binding transcription factor activity, RNA polymerase II-specific. NCBI's taxonomy places the organism in Eukaryota, Metazoa, Arthropoda, Insecta, Diptera, Culicidae. The transcript has 6 exons. Bases 343 to 1392 code for a protein of 349 amino acids. Gene Ontology annotation, biological process: regulation of transcription by RNA polymerase II.
GACGCCCCGAGACCCCACACCGGUCCCAAGCUGUAUCUACCGUCGGAUUGUUGCGUUCCGGUGAACAGGGAGCAUUCAUCGACGUCAGCCCACUACAACGCUCUCGGCUCCAAGUUGGAUUUCAAAACCGGCUGUCCCGAUUCCGGCCCUUCCGGUAUUGGUGGCGGCGCAGUCAGUGCUGCGAGCAGUGCAGCCUCCUCGGGCCAACUGUCGGCCAGUCCGGACUCGCAACAGUUCAACAUCUUCCCGGCCAUCUUCAGCCGCCAGCUGAACUUUACCGGAAGCACGUGUGGCGGCACAGGUGGUGGCGUCGGAGCUACUUCCUCCAAUCAAAACAAACUCAUGGACGACCUGCGGCCAAACCUCGUCGGUGGCCUACUCGGCCUGCAGCAAGGCCUACUCGAUGACCACACGCUCGGCCACGGAAACCUCCAGCACAACGCCCAGGAUACCAAGUUUAUGUCACUCCAGGACAACCGACUCAUGGGGAUCGGGCCCCACGAAAACCGCCUGCUUGGAUUAUCCCAGGAAAACCGAACACCCGUCGGCCAACCCAACCUCGACAAACCGAUCCAGCGGAAGUGCAGCAGUACGCCCGAGGAUUUCAGCUCCCUGUACGGUGGAUUAGCGGGGACGCCCAUCAGUGACCAUCACCAUCAUCACACGCCUGCCCAUACGCCUCCGAACCGGCUGUCGGACAAUACGUCGCUAACAGCGGAAGGUGCUUUCAAAAAACUAAAACCCGAACCCAACAGCGGGCUCUCGUCGGUGUCCGGUAGCAUCUCGUCGCCCGGAAGUGGUCUCUCGUCCCUGCCUCAGCAUGCCGGCCACACGCCCACCACAGCAUCCUGUCCGACACCGGCACGGAGGCGGCAUCGGACCACAUUUACUCAGGAACAGUUAGCAGAACUAGAAGCGGCCUUUGCAAAAUCUCACUACCCCGAUAUCUACUGUAGGGAGGAAUUAGCACGAACCACUAAACUGAACGAAGCAAGGAUACAGGUCUGGUUCCAGAACCGCCGGGCCAAAUAUCGCAAGCAAGAAAAGCAAUUACAGAAAGCGCUCGCCCCCUCGGUGAUACCGUCGUGCAACGGCAUGAUGAGAAACAUACAAGGCUACAGCGUGUCCCGGGGUUAUCAACCGUAUCCCCAUCCAAACUCAAUCAAUCGAUAUCCGCAGGAUCUGUUCCAGAUGGGAGCCUCGUCGUACCCCGGCAUGACGCAACCCUUCUCGAUGUCACACAGUUCAAACAUGGGCUCGGUCGGAGUACGCCAGGAUUCGAUGGGAAUGUCCGCCGAAGACGAAUGGUACAACAAGAGUCUGUCCGCGCUGCGGAUGAACAGCUCGCACCACCCGAACCUGUCCGCGCCGAUGCUGCAGUACCAGACAUAAUUAAUGUAGGAUCAACCCUCGGCCUUCCCGAGCUGCUGACUGUCCACGUCCCCUCUGGAGGAGCAUUGAACGACAUUCGAUUCCUAAAAGAGAAAAUCUUUAUUUUUGUCGUGCAAAUUAAAAUGGUCCGCGGUGAGGGACGGGGGUCACUACUUUUUUGUCGGGGGGCAAUCUGCAACAAUGAACCGUUAAAAUUCCAUUAGCCACCCACUCGCAAAACGGACGCAUAAUUGAAUCAAUUUAGUAGAGCGCACUAAAAACGCGGUUUUAUUUUUAUAUUUUAUUUCGAUCUUUCGUGGAAGCGUUAAUCGGCCGCACCCGACCAAAACGCACGGUUCUUUUCUCCGAAAUUGGUCGGAAACGCGACCGAUUUUUUCGAUUUAUUUAUUUUAAUUCACCUAGAAAUGGCGCAGAAUGAAUAAAUUAACCGCGGCGAAUUUUUGUACGUUCGAUUUAAUAUUAAAAGCUCGCUAAUUUAUUCGCUCUCAAAAAACAAUGUUGACGCUAACGAGAAUUUAAAUAUUUUACCCCGGGCCACGGUGAGGAGGAGUGAAACAAAAAAAACAGUGUAGUAUCUAUAGAGAAAAUACAAAAAAAAAAACUUGUACAUUAAACCGAAAUGGAGCGUGAAAAAAGGAGAAACAUUAAAUUGCGUUUGCAACACCCAUGCUGAGAAAAAUCAAAUAUUAAAGCAAACUGCGUGCAUAUGUAACAAAACAAAACAAAAGGAUUAAGAAAACAAACCAUACGAUAUAAAGAAGAACUAGUUUGUAAGAUAAAAAUAUAAAUUACUGGAAAUAACACAAAAGAAACACAAAAAAACACUAACACUAAUUUAACGAUGCUAAGAGUGGCAAAACGUCUAAAGUUUGAAUGAUCGUAGCUAAAUUAUUUUAAGUUGAUGCUCUUGAUAGGGACAAGCAACAACAAAAAAUCGAGGAAAAAAUAAUAAAUCUUAUAAUCACAUUUAAACGAGAAAACAUUCCGAGGAGAGCGAUUAGUUGAACUAUUACAAAUAUAUGCAGCAGCAGCAGCAGUACCAUUUCUAGUCACAAAGAAAGCUAAAUCCAAAGCAUUGAUUGUACUUGUACAUAUAGGCCGAAAACAAUGCACAGUGGUCCAGAUCGCAAAAUUAAGUGGAAAAUGGAUUUUCCGAAAAAUGGUGACGUUUUGGAGCUUUGGUGUCUUCAGAAGAGUUGUUGCAAAUGGAAAGGGGCAACUUUUGGAUUGGUUUAAAAUUAGGGUGGUUCACGAUUAGGGUGAUUUUGAAAAUCUAACUUUUCAGGAAUAUUUUUGGGAAUUUUUUUGUCUUCUAGAAAGUUGAUGGGCUUGCCAAUCCAAGCAACUUUGUCGAAGACACCAAAAUUUUAUCUCGUAAUCUACGCCUUCUAUGACCAAAUUUAUAAAAAGCAUCUGAGCAAACCUUCAAAAAUCAGUUUUUUGAACGUGGCAAUUCAGGGUUAACUUUUAGAGAAAAGUGAUAUUCGGAGCACUUUUAGAGCUCUACAAAACAAACAUUUUCAUUUUUUGACAUGUCAAUUUGGACUUAAGGGUCAAAAGUUACAGCCAUUUUAAGGUAAAAAAGAUGCAAAUUUAAAACUUAAAUAUCUCAAAAUGGCGCAAGCCAAAUUUUAAGCACUAGGUUGCAUUUGAAAGAAGAGAUCUAGCACUACAAACGCUGAAAAAAUCUCAGGGGUGUUUUUCUUUAAACUUGAGAUAUCUUCAUUUGAAAAAGUCUAAUUUUCAAGGGAAAACCAUAUGGGACCACCCUAACGAAAUUCGAAAAUUGUCCAAAUAUAUGUUUUUCCAUGUAAUUUUGCCCGCUGAAUCUGAAUCUGCCCUCAGAAUUGAGCCAAAAUGUCAACAAAUCGAU